AUGGUCUCUCAGACAUUUGCGCUUGAUCUUUCAGUUGGUUGGAGUGCCUCCAGCCCAGCUUACAAGAAACUAGGAGACGGCCUGAGCGAUGCCGCGAUCCCCAGUGGGAUUUCCUCGGAUGGCAAGACCUGGUACUUGAGUUCUCGCGGGAAGCCUUAUGCCUACGAUAUCGAGACUGCGGCCAUGAGAAUAAUUUCACCCUUCUCUUCGAUCCCUUCGGUCAGUACUACUCGCAGUAUUGCAGGCGCCAUAGAUCCUGAGACUGGGAUUCUUUAUCUACUGCAUGGCUUAUCCCUCAAGGGAUUGAUUAUUAUACCUGAUAGGACAUAUAUGAUAAUUUAUACACCUGAAACAGGUUAUGAAAAUAUUGUAGAGAUGUACACUCCCUUGGUGCCACUCGUUUAUUAUUCCGUCGGAUGGGCGAAACCCAUCAAGGCCAUGCUCAUCUUCGGUGGGGCUUCAAGCAAUGGUGGAAAUCCUCGCAACAGUCUUUUUGCUUAUUAUCCUGCAAAAGGAUGGAGCCAGCCAACUGUCAAAGGAGAUCUUCCCCCACCUCGUUCCCGUGCCUGCUUCGUUCCUGCCUAUAAAGGGACAAAAAUGAUCCUGUUUGGCGGUCUAGGCGAAGGAGACACAGUUUUGGGUGACCUUUAUAUCCUGGACGUAUCGACCAUGAUCUGGACAAGAGGGUCGGAUGCUGGAUUUACAGGUGCCCGCAUGAACCAUGCCUGUGCUACUAGCAAGGAUUUUUUUGUAGUCUGGGGAGGAUCUACCUCUAGAGAUGGUGGCCCUGAUGAUGUCAAAUUGAACACAACAAUCAUUUAUAACAUGAUCACGUCCAGAUGGACGACAGAGUUCAAUCAUUCUCCAACGGGGGCUUCAAAUCCAAAUGCAAAACCAUCAGAAUCACUCUAUUUGGCACCUGGUCUCAGUGACACCAACGGUGGUCAGAGCUCAAAUACAAAUUUGGGGGCCAUCAUUGGAGGCGCUGUAGGUGGGUUGGCUGCUGUUGUUAUCCUAGCUGCAGGUAUAGUUUUUUACCGCCGCCGCAAAUCUGAAGCUCCUCCUGGACAGAGUAACGAUAUCGAGGAUAUCAAUCAUGGGAAUGUCAACCAUACGGGACCUUUCCUGCCAAGCCAAGGCAGUCAAUCGCCCAAUCAUCUUAGCGUCGAGAGCGCAUUCCUUAAUAGCGGCAAUAGUAGCCAUCCUGUGAUUCCUCAUGUCCAAGGUUCCUCUGUUUUAGCUCAAGGCCAGGUUCAGAUUGACAACCCUUCUUCAGCCAGGAGUAUCCAAUUACAAGCUGCAAAAUUAAGGCAGUUACAGCAAGUGAGACCGUUGGAGGUAUAG
Lobosporangium transversale is the source of this 1344-nucleotide messenger RNA. RefSeq lists its product as hypothetical. The transcript has a single exon. The record is from RefSeq and is a predicted model, not a curated record. Gene Ontology annotation, molecular function: protein binding. Lineage: Eukaryota; Fungi; Mortierellomycota; Mortierellomycetes; Mortierellales; Mortierellaceae. Bases 1 to 1344 code for a protein of 447 amino acids.